Messenger RNA from Parascedosporium putredinis, 1629 nucleotides. Lineage: Eukaryota; Fungi; Ascomycota; Sordariomycetes; Microascales; Microascaceae. The record is from the annotation of a GenBank genome assembly.
AUGGGAGACCGGGCCGAUUCGACAACUGCGGCGGCAGCAGAGACCACGCCCCUCCUUGCCCCGACUGUAGACUCGCCGCGAACCAAGGCUCCUCGAUCCGUCACCUUCAAUCCGAACCCUGUAACCCGCACCAUUGACCCUCUACCUAUGAGGUCCUCCCGCCAGCCACGCGCCGUCCAGGACCGCUACGCUUCCGGCUCCUAUCCCUCCUUCUCGAGCGGCGUGGCCCCCGCCCCUCCCGUCCUCGCCGCCUUCAACAACCGCCUACGCCGCCGAAACAGCCAGGGCUCCAUGCCUAACAAUGGCGCCGCUCUAGGCGCCGCAGGCCUCGCGGCGGCCAUGUCCAAGAUUGGACCACAGCGAAGUUCAAAAACGGCCCAGAAGCUCAAGCUACUACCGGAACCUGGGCCCUGGGACGAAAUAGAUGAAGAGAGCGGCCGCGAUGUCUAUUCGCAAUUUACGCGCAUCAAGGACCCGACCGCCCGCCGGGAUGCCGCGAGGCUAGGGAAAACGGACCGGGAAAAGCUUCCUAGAGUCACGGCGUACUGCGUGGCGGCUCGAUACGACCUCGACCUGCUGAUGAGGUACCUCAAAGGCAGGGGCAAGAAGAGGGGCGCGAACCCGAAGCUCAUUGACGAGUGCAUCUACACGCCGUACAGCUACGGGAAGCUGGAUACGAGAGAGGACAGUGGCCUUGGCCUGAGGCUGCCGGAUGACCCCGUGCACAACUACGAGCGGAGACACUCGGCGGAUCUAGGCGCGGUUUCCAGGGGCUACGAGCCCGACGGCAGCGCGCCGAGAACUGGGGCGGAGGACGACCAGCAAAGACCCGACAACUACGGCAGCUCGAGGGCGCUCAGCAGCGAUAUGGCGCACGAGACGGAAACGGCGCGGCUGGAAACGUCGCUCAUCACGGCGGGCGACUUUGACACACACGUGCACACCCCCGAAGUGUUUGUAUUCGACUACGGCGUGGUGGUGAUCUGGGGCAUGUCCAUUCUAGAGGAGCAGCGCCUUCUCAAGGACCUAGGCCGUUUUGAAGUGGAGAAGUUGGCAGCCGAGCUCAUCGAGACGGAAGAGUUCAACUUUUACUACACGCGCGAGUACCAGCCGCGGAUAUACAAUGACUUCAUCACGCUAAGAGACAAGCACAACUACAUGACCAAGCUAGCCAUUUCUCAUGCCCUAGCCCAGAGUGUCAAGACUUCCCUCUUCGAAGAGACCCUUGCUUUAACCAUUGAAACCUGCAAGGAAAUACCCAACCAACUCGCCCUCGCUGGCAAGGUAGCCCUUUCCCGGUCCGAGAUCAACAUGCAAAUCGGCGAGCUCUUCACCCUCCGCAUCAACAUCCACCUCAACGGCUCCAUCCUCGACACACCCGAGGUCUUUUGGGUCGAGCCCCAGCUCGAACCCGUCUACCAGGCUGUCCGGAGCUACUUGGAAAUGGACCAGCGAGUCGGUCUGCUUACCGAUAGGCUCGACGUCAUAGCCGACUUGCUUGCCGUCCUCAAGGACCUGUUGAGUCAUCGCCACGGAGAAAAGUUGGAGUGGAUUGUCAUCGUCCUGAUUGCGGCCGAGAUCUUCGUCGCUGUCGUUAACAUCGUCAUUGACGUAUAUGUCGGAAUAUAA